CUGAUGCACAACAUUGUGAUGACCCUCAGUCAAAGAUUAAUUGUUGGCUAUGUGUUUGUUGGUGUGUGCAUUCUGGGUGGAAUGUUUUCCACACGCUUCCGUUGCUCAGUCCUCCUGAUGUUCCCCAGCAUCCUUGGUUCUCACGGAAGGGCUUAUCUCAUGCUGUUUGUCCUCUUUGGUCUUUAUCAGGGGCCCAUCUCCAACAUUCCUCGCAACAUUCAGAAUGUGGCUUACUCCAUGGGUUGUAAUAUGGACUUGCAGAUUCAACACAGCAAAGUUAUGUGGAGAGUAGUGAUGGACCCAUUCGUUCAAGUUGUCCAGGAGAUUGUGGACGACACUGGAGAGCUUCAGAGCGAAGCCAAGAACAUUACUAGAAACUUCCAGAGCAUCAGAGAUGAGGUGAUGGGACGGUAUGGGUACACCAACUUUGAACAGGAUUUGGUCACCACAGGCAACAGUACUCAGGAAGUCUUUGCCGCCAAAACAAUGAUGCGCUGUGACUAUGUGGUGGAACAGGGAAUAGAACGCUGCCGGGACUGGUUUGACGUCAAGUGGCAAGAGUGCAUGAAUACCAUUGCUGUCCCUCUCAUCAACCACCUGCUCUGUCUGCCAAUGAAAUUUGAGAUUCUCUGUGAUGUCAUGAAAGUCAUGACACCUUGGUGCAGAGAUGAAAUUCCUGUGGAGGGAAACUUUGGGCAGACCUUUGACAAGCUCAAUUUGUCCAUAGACAAACUCGGAGCAGAGUUCACCACUAAUGUGAUCCUCCAGAAAGUUGAGCAGCAAUCGGUUUUUGGCCUGUCCAUGCUUCAGGAGGAUUUCUCCACAGAACUCAGCAAAACAUUUGAGGAGAAGAAGGCUGUUGUUGACCAGCUGUUGGAAUUAGUUCAUGUCCUUUUGUCCUUUGCUGUCAUUGCUGUGUUUGUUUCUGCAUUUGGAUAUGCAAGACAGUACUGCCAGGAUAUUCGCUUCGACAAUAUUUACAUUACAACAUACUUCAGGCAGAUUGAUGCACGCAGGAGAAAAGCCGGUAAGAGGUAUAUUUUACCCCUGAAGAAGGCAGAGCAGAAACACUUCAUCCACCCCUGGAGCUUCUCCAUCCACCCAACGGAGCUCAAGCUUGUGGUGGUUGGCUUGCUGCAGGUGCUGUCUCUCACCCUCUUCACCUGUGUGCUACUGGCUGUGGACUGGAUCCUUUAUCAUAUCUUUGACAUCAUCCGUAGACACUCAUUCACAGAGUAUACUUUCUCCAGUCAUCACCACAUAGAUAUUGAUGUUGGUGGGGAGUCCAUACUGGCGAAUAUCCUGCGGAAAACAAUUGGCGCUUUCAACACCUCCUCCAGUGUGGAUAUGCAGUCCAGUAACCAGCACUGUCUGCCCCAGCCUCAUGCCUUGACCUGGGAGGAGUACAUGUGGAGUAUUGUCCCUCUCCUCAUAAUGGCCCUCAUGUGCUGCCUGCAGGUGUACAGCAACCGACUGCGCCGGGUCAUCGCAGCCUUCUAUUUCCCCAAGAGAGAGAAGAGGCGAAUUCUGUUCCUCUACAACCUGCAGAUACAGAAACGCAUGAUGUUUGUCAAUAUCCAGCGCAGAAAGCUAAUGACUGCACAAAGGUCACAGAUGUCUAUAUUCUCAGUUCUGAUUGUCCAGAUAAAGCGAUUGGGCCUGAAGUGGUGCUGUGUGUGUGGAGAGCGUCAGAGGAGAGGGCAGGGGAUGGACUGCCCUGGACCUGGUUGUGGAGUGGUCUACUGCCCUCAGUGCUGGAGAGACCUGGACCAGUUCUGUUAUGCCUGUGCUCCAUGCAGACAGCAUGACCCAUUGGACAGUGGCAACGAUACAGAUGUUUAUUAUGUUGACUAAAGUUUUUAA
This is a messenger RNA of Clupea harengus (Atlantic herring), 1863 nucleotides long. It is a transcript of the gene dcst1, whose product is annotated as DC-STAMP domain containing 1. Lineage: Eukaryota; Metazoa; Chordata; Actinopteri; Clupeiformes; Clupeidae. The record is from RefSeq and is a predicted model, not a curated record. Gene Ontology annotation, cellular component: membrane.